AUUUUCAGAAGAUUUCAGGAGUGGGUGGAGGAAGCGAACAUCUUGGCAGACGCAAGGAUGAUGGAGGAGGGGGUAUACGGCGGCGGCAAGGCGGGGGCACCUUUUGACCCGCUCACAUUUAUCCAGCGGCCCCAGGUCAUCCUCAGGGCAGUAACUUGGUUGUUUUCCGUCAUCAUCUUUGGGUGCAUCUCUGCAGAAGGCUGGUCCAAAGACGCGAAAGGGGUUGAACACUGUCACUACAACAAUGACAGCAAUGCUUGUAAUUAUGGUGUUGGCAUCUCUGUUAUUGCCUUCCUUGCAUCCAUUGGCUUUAUUGUUGGCGAAUAUUUCUUUGAGCAGAUGUCAUCUGUCAAGACCAGGAAGCGUUAUGUCAUGGCAGAUAUGGGAUUUUCAGCAUUAUGGUCAUUUCUGUACUUCAUCGGAUUCUGUUACUUGACUAACCAAUGGACCAAAGCUGAAGCCCCUGAAUAUGUUGUCAACAACAUGCAAGCAGCCAUUGUCUUCAACUUCUUUGCAAUCUUCCCUUGGGCUGGUGCAGCAUAUCUUGCAUUCUUGAGGUACAGGCAGGGAUCAGCCCAAGCUUUUGCCCCAAGUUAUGAGGCUGACCCCACCAACAUGGGUGGAUACAACAGCUACCCAGAUGCCACAGAUCCUGAUGGAGGUUAUUCUCAGCCUCCAUUUGCUGGGCAGCCAGCACAACCUCAAUCAGGUAUGCAGCAGGCACCGCCCUAUUAGGCUGCAGGCGUGAGUGUUUCUUAAAGCUCAGCUAGUCAGUCAACUUCACUAGUCAGCACCGCUCAGCUGGAUAGCACCAACAUUCCUGCCGCAGCUAGCCACCAAGUAUUGCCGAUAUUCGCCAGCUUUCCCUGGGGGCUGGGCCAUCCAGGAAAUUUCACUAGUCAGGGGCAGACACAGCCCUUGCACAGUGUUGUGUUAUGUUGAGAUUGUUGGGGAAAUAGGAACUAUGUUGUACCAAAGGUGAGGCUUAGGUAAGAGAAAAAAUUUUGUCGACUCUAAAAGUCACCUCGCUCAUUUGUUUACCUCACCUUUCGGAGGAAAAUCUUCCUUUAAUAAAUAAGGAAAACUUGAAAGUUAACCUCUCGUUCCGUUACUGAGGUGUUAUUGGCGGGGUAGUGUGUUAACUCUUAAAAAGAUUGUUUGUUCUUCAUAUUAGCCAGAUCAAUGGAUCAGUUAAUUUUAACACUUUGGGAUAAGCCUACAUUUUACAUGUAAGAAUCCCAAAAGGUAUACAUGUAUUUUAUGUAAAGAAGAGGCUUCAUUGAAGUGUAUUUUUACUUUAACAGUCAAGUUGUAUACAGUUGUGGUAGUGUGUGUAGCAGUGGUACUUCCUCAGUAGAUAUUCCUAUUAGCACUACUAUGAUACACCAAUAUACAGUGCCUAGGUUAUUCAGUGCCUGGUUGACAAGUUUACUUGUUAUCCUGAACCUGGAGUUUGGUUAUUUAUUAUUAGAUUUCAUAUAGAUAUUAUACAAACUAUGAUAUUGUGAAAAACCCAAAUUAUUGUUCUGGAUAAAUGUGCAUCAUGUCAGCUGGGGUUUGUUUAACUGAGGUAAUGAUGUAUAUGUGGAGUCUGUAACACCAAGAACAGUUUAAGUUUUCUCUUAAAAGACAUGGUAAUAUUAUUUUGAAAAUGAAGAUGGUUGAUGUAAAGUAUUGUAGAUGUGUCACUCUUAAUUUUAAUAGGCCAGCAUUUCUAUACCUGUAUAAUAAUUGGAAGAGCCUGUUUUCUAUACUGUAUAUUGUAUUUUAGUUAUGAAGAGCAUGAAAACUAGAAACAGGUGUCCAAAACCUAUGGUCUGGUCAGUAUAGGUAAAUAAACCACAAGCGAAUCUUACUCAAAGUUCCCACAUUUUUGUGUUCAGGUGGAUGACCUUACAGUUGUUACACAAGACGGCAUCAUUAAUGUCAUGACUUUUUUUUUCUUACUCAUGUGCCAAUAACCUGCAAUAAUAAAUUAAAAGUCUUAAAUACUUAAGGUGUGAAACACUACUUCAAUUCAAAUGUUUACUGUACAGGAAGUUGAUGUGUAGUCCUGUGUAAUUUACUAAUGGAAGUGUGUGAAAUGUGUGCCGUUUUAAUUAGGUAUGGAUAGUGUACGUUUAGGGUUGCCAGCUUUAUUUUUGACAAUUGGAAUGAAAAAUAAAAUUGUCACAUGAUGAUCCGGUACUUUAUUUAAAACUCAUAAUCUGCUGAUCAUGAUUUAGAUUUUUAAAUUUUAUACAAUAAUUUAUGUAAAUAAGUUUCUUGGAAGAAGUUACUGUCAACCUUCCUUAUUGGUAUUUUUACCUUUGUUUUUGUAGGACUACAAACCUGAAAAUGGUAAUGAGAUUUUCCAUAGAGGAGGAUAAAGUGUUUAUGCACAACACUCCAUCCUGUCCAGCAUCUUAUAUUAUUAUAGAUAAAUACCACAGUGAUGGUUUGGAGUAUACUUCUCAUGUUUAUAUUUAUCCCUUAAAAAUUUACGCGCAGUACUACUUAUACAGUACAGGGUACUUGUUUUUAUUAAAAAAUAACGAUAAAUUUCUGAAGUUGAGUAUUAUUAUUAGUAACUAAUUUGUAUGAUAUUAAUUGUACAUCCACAUCACUGGUAUAAUGAGAAAAGGUGCACGUCUUGAUGAUUUGAAUUACGUAUAUAAUAUUUUUUAAGUUUUUAUUGUUCAUAGUUUUAUAAUAUGAGAAUGGAGCUGAUGAAAGGAGUAGUAAUUAUAAUGAAACUUGGCACAACACCUUUAUAUAGACACUUAAAAGUUAAUUAUUUAUUACUGUGUGUUACUUGCAGAAUUUGGAAAAGGUCUUAAUGAAGGAAAUAUACUUUCAUCAAAGUUAAGGACAUAUAAAUGCAGUUUUACUAAAUCACAAGAUUCCCAAACCUGUGUAUGCUAGAAUUCAUCAAAGACAAUAUUAUGAGAAAAAUAUUCAUAUGGCAACCCUGCAUCAGAUGGUACAUUAUUGAGCAUUCUUUCUUAAUUAUAUGGAGUAAAAGCAGUGUAAACUCCUUAAUUUGUGUGAAGGAUUUUCAAUUUAUAUUUUCAAGUAUAUUUUAUGUAUAUAGACUGGAAAAGCAAAUUAAUAUUGUUAAUGUAUUUUCCUUAAAACAGAAAUGUAAAGUGUGGAUAUAUUUAUAUAUUUUGAUCACAAAGCCAUUAUUUUUGUCAUUAAGUGCUAAAAUCUUCCACAUGCUGUUUCUCCAUUCCUAACAUUACUUCCACAUAUCAGUCCAGAGUACUUAUAUGAUCCAAGAUUUAAAAUUUUUGGAAAGAUUGCAUGCAAAAUGGUAUUAUCAGGGAUGAAAAAAAAUACACAUUGUCCCCAAUUAAAAAGGAUUUGAAGAGACUGGGCAUCAUUAUGAAUAUCUAUUUUCUUAUGAAUCUCUUGCUAAUUUUACACUGCCUACACCAGUUCUAACACACUCUGGGAAAACACACCAAUGGUGGUUCUUGUAUUAUUGUUGCGUAUUAUUAAACCACCUCAAGUCUUCAUUGUUUGGUUGGCAAGACUUUUUUUUUGUGUAAAUGUUGUACCUAUGUGAAAAAGGCAGAGUAGCCAGGUUCUCUUUAUGUAAUCAUACCUAGUUAUUGGUGUAUAAAUGUACGUAAGUUUAUUGCAGCGUCAGAGUUCGUGAGUGUAGCUAAAGAAAUUGUUAAAAAAGGCCUUUCUGUAGUUAAGUUGACUGAAGGUAAACUGCCUCUGCAGCAUCUCAUGUAUGUAACAGUAUCAUGUACUGUACUGAAAAGAAAGAUUUGUUAAAUAAUUAAUAGUUUUUAGAACUGUUCAAGUACAAGAAAGAGAUGAUUCAGGGGCUGUGGAGCUACACAAGCGAUCUCUGAUAUUAUAUGUAUAGUGAAAAUUCAGUGCUGUAGAUACUGUUGCCAGGCUAGGUGAGGAGGUUUGAAAGCGUUAAUGGGUCAGCGUUCAAGGAAUAUCUGGCAAAUGCAAAUAAGAUUUUCUUGCUAAAAUUUCACUUUGAGGACCU
Homarus americanus (American lobster) is the source of this 3994-nucleotide messenger RNA. It is a transcript of the gene Syngr, whose product is annotated as synaptogyrin-like. The record is from RefSeq and is a predicted model, not a curated record. Gene Ontology annotation, cellular component: neuromuscular junction; synaptic vesicle membrane. The coding region runs from base 58 to 735 and encodes 225 amino acids. Lineage: Eukaryota; Metazoa; Arthropoda; Malacostraca; Decapoda; Nephropidae. The transcript has 5 exons.